This is a messenger RNA of Solea senegalensis (Senegalese sole), 2057 nucleotides long. Its product is annotated as vasopressin V2 receptor-like. Gene Ontology annotation, molecular function: peptide binding; vasopressin receptor activity. The transcript is spliced from 7 exons. Gene Ontology annotation, cellular component: membrane. The coding region runs from base 291 to 1649 and encodes 452 amino acids. The record is from RefSeq and is a predicted model, not a curated record. NCBI's taxonomy places the organism in Eukaryota, Metazoa, Chordata, Actinopteri, Pleuronectiformes, Soleidae. Gene Ontology annotation, biological process: G protein-coupled receptor signaling pathway; positive regulation of vasoconstriction; regulation of systemic arterial blood pressure by vasopressin.
CGUUACAGCAAAAACCCGCUGAGCUGCACGGCAACAACAAGCUCAAAGCUCAGUGCGACAGCCUCCGUCUGCUCGAGCUCCAACUGUCUUUACAUCCUGAGGACUUUCACAUCCUGAGAGGACAUGCAGUGCAGUUUUUCACCCAUGUGUGGGAUGAGCUGCCGAUGAGAGCAGCUCUUUUUAAGACUGACUAUUGACUGACUGACUUCAAACCUGGAAAAGCACCAUCACUACCCUGUGACAUCAGAUAUCUGGAGACGCACUGCCACCCUUCGCAUUAGAGAGCCACUAUGUCAGUCUCCAUGGCAACAAACUCAUACUCAUCCAUCAACCGCUCAGUGGUAUCUGCGAGCCCAGCAGGUGCUAAUGUCACAGCGUGGAAGCGUGACGACCUGCUGGCAGUGGCUGAGAUCGUAGUGCUGGCGGUCAUCCUGGUGAUGGCGCUGCUCGGGAACGGCCUGGUGCUGGUGGUGUUGCUGCGGCGGAGACGACACCAUAACCAGCUGCACCAGUUCAUGCUCAACCUCUGUCUGGCUGACUUGGUGGUGGCUCUGUGUCAGGUGUUGCCACAGCUGGUUUGGGACGUGGAGGGACGCUUUCCCGGCCCCGACUUUCUGUGUCGUCUGGUCAAGUACCUGCAGGUCCUCGGCAUGUUCGCCUCCUCCUAUAUGAUUGUCGCCAUGACGAUGGACCGCCACUAUGCGAUCUGCUGCCCCCUGCAGGCGCACCGUAGGGGGGCCACACAACGCUGGAACAAAUUCAUAAUGCAGGCCUGGGGUCUGUCACUGCUGCUCAGCCUUCCACAGGUUUUUAUCUUCUCACGUUCAGAAGUAGCUCCAGGGGUUCACGAGUGUUGGGGCACCUUUGCCGAGUCCUGGGGCCUCAAAGCUUACGUGACCUGGAUGACUGUGGCUGUCUUCAUCCUCCCCGUCCUCAUUAUCACUGUCUGUCAGGUGCGAAUCUUCAAGGAGAUCUACAAAAAUCUGCACCUGAAGUCAAAGCGCCGCCUCUCCCCAACCUCCCAUGCUCUGUCCAGACAGGACGGCCAGAGAGGAGACGGAGAAGGCAGCAGAGGGACGUCCAGUCUCUCCCUGUGUGUUUCACCUUUCCUGUGCAACAGCCCCGUUGGUGACACCACCAGCUUUGAGCACGAAUCCACCGACCAGCACCGCCAAAUGAGUCCGCUCAGAUCCAAUAGCAUCACUUCACAUUGUGAUAAUCACACCAACACUUCCGAUCAUCCUGCUGAUCUACAGCACGAGGCAGUGCCCGCCUCUACAGCGCCCUCUCCUGUUUGCUACUACCUGCCAAAAGCCCCUGAUGCCCGGAAUGAAGAGGUGUCAGCGGCCAUGUCCAAAACAGUGAGGAUGACGCUGGUUAUAGUGCUCGUCUACUCACUCUGCUGGGCACCGUUUUUUUGUGUCCAGCUGUGGGCCGCCUGGGACCCUGAUGCCCCUAAGGAUGCUGCAGUGUUUACCUUGCUGAUGCUGUUGGCCAGUCUGAACUCGUGCACCAACCCCUGGAUCUACUCCUGUUUCUCCAGCAGCGUCUCUGUGGAGCUCCGCCUGCUGCUGUUCUGUCGCAGACUCUCGCAGCGCCGAGACUCUUUACCCAACGACUCCACCACCACACACAACUCCAACUUCUGAGCCACAGACACGUCUUCCACCACCUGCACGUCACACACACACACACACACACACAAAUACACUACACAGAGUCUCUACAGUACUGCAUCUUCACGCUGUGUGACAGAAAUCAUAUUUUACCUUUUUAUUUAAUGUAAAUGCUGUAAAAUAUGUAAUAUAGUAUAGAAUAUUUCAUAUAUGGAGUUGCUAGUAAACCAGGUGGUGAUUUAUUUUUAGUUACACUUUUGGAAUAAAAAGAAUAAAUCAUCAAUUAGUGAGGUGUAUUCAUCUUUACAAAUGGAAUUGGAAAGUCUAUAAAUAAUAUAAAUAUAUCCCGCAGUGUUUAUCAUAGACAGCAGCAUUAACUAUUUAAAGGGGUAAUUGUGAUAAAUGUUUCAUUUUUCCAUCUAAUGCAUAGUAAAUAAAUAA